Messenger RNA from Nicotiana tabacum (common tobacco), 736 nucleotides. The record is from RefSeq and is a predicted model, not a curated record. Lineage: Eukaryota; Viridiplantae; Streptophyta; Magnoliopsida; Solanales; Solanaceae.
AUGGCCCUUGAUAGGAAGAGUUAUUUUUUCGUGCAAUUUUACAGGAUUCUAGCAAAUAGACAAUCUGCUGCACGUUCUAAGGAGCGAAAAACUCGUUAUACUGGUGAGCUAGAGAGGAAAGUGCAGACUCUGCAGACUGAAGCCACCACUCUAUCUGCACAGAUCACAGUUCUUCAGAGAGACACUUCUGGAAUAGCUGCUGAAAACAAAGAACUCAAAUUUCGGUUGCAAGCUUUGGAACAACAAGCACAUCUUAGAGAUGCUCUAAAUGAAACGUUGAGGGAAGAAGUGCAGCGGCUUAAGAUUGAAGCAGGCCAAAUUCCAGCUGCGAAUGGAAAUAGAGGUAUGCGUCUUCAUUUACCUCCCCAACCACAGCCCUUUGUUCAAUGUGGUAACCACCAUGCACAACACCAGCAGCAGCACAUUCCCCGUUCGACUGCAAGUAACCAAACUGUCCCUGGGCAGUCUCAAUCUAGCUUCUUCAACUUCAACAGCAGGGCUUGAAAGUCUCAAAGGUGAACUGGUCUGGUUUGUAAUUUAUCAAGUAGAUGGCCUUGUAAAUAUUGAUAUGUAGAAUGUGUGUAGAUUGUCAAAAGGUUAUUGAGUGAGUGUUGUUCAGCUCAAUAGCUUGUAACGUACCAAGUAUUUAACAAUAUGAAUUACAGAUUCUUUGAUGUGGGAUGCCGGAUCUCGAGUUUAUUUCUAUUAAAGAAGUACAGAAUUUGAAACAGUUCAA